Messenger RNA from Carassius auratus (goldfish), 2596 nucleotides. RefSeq names its product delta-type opioid receptor-like. Gene Ontology annotation, biological process: neuropeptide signaling pathway; G protein-coupled opioid receptor signaling pathway. The record is from RefSeq and is a predicted model, not a curated record. Lineage: Eukaryota; Metazoa; Chordata; Actinopteri; Cypriniformes; Cyprinidae. Gene Ontology annotation, molecular function: neuropeptide binding; G protein-coupled enkephalin receptor activity. The coding region runs from base 305 to 1429 and encodes 374 amino acids. The transcript has 3 exons. Gene Ontology annotation, cellular component: plasma membrane; neuron projection.
UUUAAUUAUGUGUCGGGAAUCCGAAUAAUGCAGGUUGACGUAGUGAAGCUCUCCUUCGACUCGCCUCCCUCACAUAAAAAAGCGCGAGUUUGAGGCGGGGAUCAGAUCCGUUCAGAGAGCAGAGUGCAUCUCACACCUGUAGACGAGAGAAACUUUCAUCCCUGCUGUCUCUAACCCCGGCUGGACGCGAGUUUAUACUGAUUCCUGCACAAACCGAGCUCAUAUUAUAGCUUCUCAUACAUUUUCCCGCGCUCAGAUCGAGUUCAAACCGUGAAGCGCAACUUUGGGCAGCGAGGCUGAAGCGAUGGAGCCGUCCGUCCUCCCCGGCGCCGACAUCUCCGACCUCUACUCCAUUAACCCGUUUAAUGUCACUUUCCCCGACGAGGUGAUGGGCUUCGUUCCCGACGGGAGGAACUACACCGAGCCUAACCCGGUAAAGAGCCCGGCGGGAAUCAUCAUCGCCAUUUCCAUCACUGCUCUGUACUCCGUUAUCUGCGUGGUGGGACUCUUGGGAAACAUCCUCGUGAUGUAUGGAGUGGUCAGAUACACAAAGCUGAAAACUGCCACCAACAUCUACAUCUUCAAUUUGGCACUAGCAGAUGCUCUGGCCACUAGUACACUUCCAUUCCAGAGCGCCAAGUAUCUAAUGAACACCUGGCCUUUUGGUGAGCUUCUAUGUAAAAUCAUCAUAGCUAUUGACUACUAUAACAUGUUUACCAGUAUCUUCACCCUAACUAUGAUGAGUGUGGACCGUUACAUUGCCGUGUGCCACCCUGUGAGAGCACUGGAGUUCCGUACCCCCAUCAAGGCCAAAAUCAUCAAUGUGUGCAUCUGGAUUCUCUCCUCUGCUGUUGGUGUGCCAAUCAUGAUAAUGGCAGUUACCAGAGUGACAAACCAAGGUGCAACUGUCUGCAUGCUGAAGUUCCCUGAUCCAGACUGGUACUGGGAUACAGUGACAAAGAUCUGUGUGUUUAUCUUUGCAUUUGUGGUACCAGUGCUAGUCAUCACAAUCUGCUAUGGUCUAAUGAUCCUGCGUUUGAGAAGUGUCCGUCUUCUCUCAGGCUCUAAGCAGAAGGACAGAAACAUGCGUAGAAUCACUCGAAUGGUCUUGGUGGUUGUAGCUGCCUUCAUUAUCUGCUGGACACCUAUCCACAUCUUCAUCAUUGUGAAAACACUUGUAGACAUCAACCAGAAGAACCCCUUUGUGAUUGCCAGCUGGCACCUGUGUAUUGCACUCGGCUAUACCAACAGCAGCCUCAAUCCUGUCCUCUAUGCUUUCCUGGAUGAGAAUUUCAAGAGAUGCUUCCGAGACUUCUGCCCACCCUUCCGAACCAGGGCCGACCAGAAUAGCCUUAGCCAAGCAAGGAAUGCCACAAGGGAGCCAGUGUCCGUUUGUGCACCUUCAGAGACAGGAAAGAAGCCAGUAUGACUAGGCCUGGAGAGGAUCCCACGGGGGUCCCAGACCAGAAGAGUCCAGCAGGACCUGCAAUCUGAGGUCACUCAAAUCUCCACUACUGAAUUCUAGGAAAAGAAUGGUAAAGCCACUUCCUACAUUUUGAAAGCGUACUCAACACUGUCUCAAGUUUUGCAUAUUCAGAAGAUAACCAGAGAAACUGAGUCAAGCAGCUCCUCUCCUGCACCAUUUUUUUGCACUUUAUAUCUUUCAGAAGAAAUGCUAACACAGUGAUGAGCCUCUUCUGAGCCCAAUGUCCAAAACAGGGUAAAUGAUCAGACUUUCGAGGUCCAGUGGAUUUUCAGGGUCUGAAAUCUUACUGGUUUUGAGGACCAAAAAUCUAAAUGAAGGACCAUUAACAGAAAGUCUGCAAACAAUGGAUGAAAUCCGAAAAUGAAAUUUGAGACAGGCUAUGAUAGCAAACCGUGAAGAUGGGUUCCAUUUGGAGGGAACUGCCUCAAAAAUAAAAAUAAAAGUAUUUUCAGCAGUUUAUAUAUUUAAUUUCUUCUAUCUCUCAGAUAUUGGACUGGUAGAGGACGAGCUGUGGGGAAAUAGAAAAACUCAAACAAACAUGGGAAAUAAAUGUAAAAACUCUGCUCAAAAGCAGUAAACCCUAGUGAUGGAAACUCCAGGGGAAUGAUGGUAAAAUAUGUCCUGCUACAGAACAGACUGCUGUCUGGUUGGAGAAAAGUGAAGAAUGGUGGUAUGUUAUGACAUACAGACCAGAGAGUAUAUGGUUUAAACCAUAAUUUAGUGGAAGAAAAAAUAACAAUAUGGAAAAAUUCAUAUUGGUGGAUUAUUUGCCAUUAUUGCUGAAGACAUGAUCAUGAUACCAAACUCUGCAUCAACUGUGGCUUCCUCUCAAACUUACUCCAUUACUGUAGCCCCUGAACAAACUUAUUUUCUAAUGUUGCUGUUCUUUGUUCAGUUACAACGAAGGGGUAUACAAAACAGACUUCUGAAAUCCACCAUUUCAAGGACAUUCACAAUAAGGUUUGCUUAAAACAGAAAGCAAAUCCACCUGAAGAAACACAAUAAAUUACCAUUUAAGAGUUUUGGAAUAAUGAUCCAUUAAAGGGGUCAUAUGAUUUCGCUACAAAAAAACAGUAUUUUGUGUAUUUGUUGUAAUGAAAUGUAGUAUUA